AUGUUCUCUUUAUUCCUUUGUCUAAGUUUGGGUUUCGCAUUUGGAUAUGUGGAUAAAGAAUCACCUCCAAAAUGGAGUCCUGUUUAUACAGUCAAAGGACUUCUGAACAUUCCAUAUGCUGAGAUUCAUGAACCAUUUUAUGCUUGGUUUGACAGUACGAAUGGCAAGUCACGCAUCGACUAUUAUGGCACCAUGGUCAAAACUUAUCAGCUUUCGUCUACGGUUUACCCGCAAUAUGGCACAUCUAUUAAGAUUGCCCCCGUGACAACAGAGCAAGUGAUGAAUCAACAGACUUGUCUACAGGUUAACGGCAGUGCCGAUAUGUCUAUCAAUAUUCAAACUGUCUUGCCUGAUAUGGAUGAUUUCAAGUAUAUCGGUACAGAAACAAUGGAGGACUCGGAUACGUCAAAAUGGCGGAUGGUGCAAACAAUUGGUGAUAAAAUAAACAAGUACACAAUGUGGGUGAAAUACAGGAAAAGUUUGAAGGGCGACUCUAUACCUAUACCUGUGAGGUAUGAAAUGAAGGGCUUCAACUCGCUCCUCGGCUCUCACUACGACCACUACUACCUAGACUACAAAGAUUAUGAUGUUGACGACAUCGAUCCCAACGUAUUCAAAGUCGAUUCUGGCAUGGUGUGCACAUCGUUCCCUGGCCCCGGAGCUCGUCACUACGCCACCUUCAAUCCCAUGAAGGAAUUCGUCCAUCCUGCACACGACGAUCAUGUUCACAAUGAGUUUGACAGAUUUAAAAUGAAACACAAUAAGCAGUACGUCAACGAUGUGGAACAUACACGACGCUUGAAUAUUUUCAGACAGAAUUUGAGGUACAUCCAUUCGAACAAUCGCGCUCGUCGCGGUUUCACGUUGUCGGUGAAUCAUCUCGCUGAUCGUACUGAUGAUGAGAUUGCGGCGUUACGUGGCCGACGGUACAGCGGCCCUAACCAAGGUCUUCGUUUUCCAUACUCGGAGGCAGUCAUUGAGGAGAUCAGCCCUAAAUUGCCAGUGGAACACGACUGGAGGAUCUUUGGCGCGGUGACUCCAGUUAAAGAUCAGUCUGUGUGCGGUUCUUGUUGGUCUUUCGGUACUGUGGGUACAGUGGAGGGGGCAUUAUUUUUACACAACGGUGGACAUUUAGUACGGCUCAGUCAACAAGCACUUAUUGAUUGUUCUUGGGGCUUUGGAAAUAAUGGCUGUGACGGCGGCGAAGAUUUCAGAUCUUACCAGUGGAUCAUGAAACAUGGUUUGCCCACCGAAGAGGACUACGGCGGUUACUUGGGACAGGAUGGCUACUGUCACGUGGAUAAUGUGACUCUCGUCACCUCCAUCAAGGGAUGGGUUAAUGUCACAACUAAUAAUGAAAACGCUCUGAGGCUCGCCAUUUUCAAACACGGCCCAAUAUCUGUGGCUAUAGAUGCAUCGCAGAAGACCUUUAGUUUUUAUUCCAACGGCGUCUACUACGAUCCUAAAUGUAAGAACAAAGUCGACGAGUUAGAUCACGCAGUUCUUGCAGUCGGCUAUGGUAUACUCAACGGCCAGAAGUACUGGCUCAUCAAGAAUUCAUGGUCCAACUUGUGGGGUAACGAUGGCUACAUCCUCAUGUCUUCUAAAGACAACAAUUGUGGCGUGGAAACUGCUCCCACUUACGUCUUAAUAUAA
Diatraea saccharalis (sugarcane borer) is the source of this 1656-nucleotide messenger RNA. NCBI's taxonomy places the organism in Eukaryota, Metazoa, Arthropoda, Insecta, Lepidoptera, Crambidae. The record is from the annotation of a GenBank genome assembly.